AUGGGGGAAACAGGGAAAGAAGAGUACAAAAUACAGUCCUUCGACUCCGAGACUCAGAAGCUGCUGAAAACAGCCCUCAAAGGUCAGCAGGUUUUUAUGAGCUCCUCUGCCACACAGGGUUUCUGCACCAUUAAAUGGACCUGUACAGGGCCCUGCAAAGACCUUGGUUGUUUUCCAGGUGCUUCAAAGCAAUCAGGGGCCAAAGAGGGCUGGGUCCUGACAGUAUUCCUCUUCUCUGCAGAGCCCAGUAAUGUGGACCUGGAGAAAGUGGCCAAUAUUAUAGUGGACCAGUCCCUCAAAGACUCUGUGUUCAGCAAGGAGGCUGGGCGCAUCUGCUACACCAUCAUCCAGGCAGAGAGCAAACAAGUUGGCCAGAGCAUCUUCCGGAGGAGCCUGCUGAACCGGCUGCAGCAGGAGUACAAGGACAGGGAGGAGCUGCGCACCCGCUCACUCCAGGCCUGGAUCUGUUACGUCACCUUCAUCUGCAACAUCUUUGACUACCUGAGGGUGAACAAUAUGCCCAUGAUGGCUCUGGUGAACCCUGUGUAUGACUGCCUGUUCCGGCUGGCACAGCCCGACAGCCUGCAGAAGGAGGAGGAGGUGGACUGCUUGGUCCUGCAGCUCCACCGCAUUGGUGAGCAGCUGGAGAAGAUGAAUUCCCAGCGGAUGGAUGAGCUCUUCUCCCUCCUCCGAGAUGGCUUCCUUCUGCAGGAGGGGCUCAGCUCCCUGUCCCAGCUCCUGCUGCUGGAGAUCAUUGAGUUCCGGGCUGCUGACUGGAAGAUGACGGAUGCUGCCCAGAAAUAUUAUUACAGCGAAGUGACAGAUUAACCUCCUGCAGCAGAGGAGUCCCCAGCACCUUCACCAGCAAGCUUCAUACCAAGUUGGAAUUUUUCACAUUAAUUUUCUAGCACUUCCUGUAAACAGGAUUUAUACUGGCUAGAGCCUCUCUGCACCUACUGUCAGAUGCAGCUGGUCCUAGUCUGACUUUGGAGGUUCAGAACAGAGAGAAGGACACACUUCACCCAGAAAGUUUUCCCACUGAUUUUGUCUUAAUAUUGGGCUACUGCCAGCCAAGGGCUCGAGAGGCUUCUAGCUCACACCAGCAUUUUCUAUGAGUGUUAGGGAAAGCACAGUUUAGGCUGAGAACAUUUUGCUUCACUCCAAAGCCAGCAGAGCUGUGGAAGGCAGCAGGGAAAUCUCCCAGCUCAGGUAGUACCUGGUUCUCUGGGGCAGGUCACAGAACACAUCAUGGCCUCACAAACUCAACCAAGUGCUUUUUUUUCCCAGACUCCUUCCAGCAUGCUGGCUGCACCUGCAUGCACACAGCCAGGAAUAGCUGCCACGGGGCAGCCUGCAACAGGACAGGUCCCUGAGUACAUGUAGGAAUAGGUUUUAUAGGUUUUAUACAGUAACUGUCAUUUUUUUUCAGAUUUGUGCAAGUUUCAGCUACAGUAUAUUUCUUAUAAGAAUGGGUGAGGAAGAAACAAAAUAGUCUAUUGAAGGAUUUUUUCUAAUAAAAGUUUUCCACUAAAGUG
This is a messenger RNA of Parus major (Great Tit), 1535 nucleotides long. It is a transcript of the gene MIF4GD, whose product is annotated as MIF4G domain containing. Bases 1 to 828 code for a protein of 275 amino acids. Gene Ontology annotation, molecular function: protein binding; translation activator activity; RNA binding. Lineage: Eukaryota; Metazoa; Chordata; Aves; Passeriformes; Paridae. The transcript is spliced from 4 exons. Gene Ontology annotation, biological process: regulation of translational initiation. Gene Ontology annotation, cellular component: cytosol. The record is from RefSeq and is a predicted model, not a curated record.